AGCUGGGCCGGCCCUGUACUCAAUUAUUAUUUAUGGCAGACUUCAUGGCCUCUCAAUUUCAGUAAGCCAUCCAGAUCCAACUGCAAGGAAAGAAGCCAGUGUUAUACAAUUCUAAUCAUGGCUUCCAAUAAGCAGGUUGUGAAGGAGGUUUCUGGGUGGCUGACUGUUUUUGACGAUGGCAAGGUCAACCGCACAUGGACUGGACCACCAGAAGUGAAGUUCUUGAUGGAAACAGUCCCUCCCCAUGAAGAAUUUAUCGAUGGGGUCGCCACACGUGAUGUGCCAAUCGAUUUAACAUCCGGACUGCGGGUCCGGAUUUACAUCCCAGAAAAAAGUCCUGAUAUUCCAGAUAAGGAUAAGCUACCCCUUAUUCUUCAUUUCCAUGGUGGUGGCUUUUGCAUUAGCCAAGCUGAUUGGUACCUUUACUACCACUUCUACACACGGCUGGUGCGCUCGGUUAGAGCUGUUUGUGUUUCAGUCUACCUGCGUCUCGCUCCUGAGUAUCGGCUUCCAUCAGCUUGCGAAGACGCUUACUCGGCUUAUCUAUGGCUGUGUGCUGUCGCUCGAGGUGAGUUAUCUGAGCCCUGGCUUGAAAGUUAUGUCGAUUUUGGACAUGUCUUCCUUGUUGGGGACAGUACUGGUGGGAAUCUUGUGCACCAAGUUGCUGCACGGGCCGGCGCAUUUAUUGAGACAAAUCCAGUGCGGUUGGCCGGUGGUGUUGCCAUACAUCCAGGAUUUAUUCGAGCUGAGGCGAGUCAGUCGUUUUCGGAUAUACCCGAUUCACCAAUGCUAACUCGUGAUAUGGUGAAUAAGUUCAUAGCCUUGGCAUUGCCUCUCGGGAGCACUAAAGACCAUCCAAUUACUUGCCCAAUGGGUCCACUGGCACCGCCACUGGCAGGGCUUAAGCUGCCGCCGAUGCUGGUUGUUGUAGCGGAGAAUGACCUGCUUCGUGAUACUGAAUUGGAGUACGUUGAAGCCAUGAAAAAGGCAGGGAAAGAAGUGGAAGUUUUGUUUGAACCAGAAAUGGGUCAUAGCUACUACUUGAACAAACUUGCCAUUGACGUUGAUCCGAAGACAGCCGAUCAGGUUGAUCAUCUAAUCAAAGAGAUCAUGAACUUCAUCAACAGACAUUGAGGGUAUCAAUAUGGAUCAAAAGGGUUUGUAAGUGGGUGUAGUCGUUCAUCUCAAGUUGUCUUUUCACUGAUAAAAAAAACAAUAAUCGAGUAAGCUUUCCCUGAUUUUUGAUAAAAACGCUCUAGCCCGAUCGGCAUAAUUCAACUCCUCUCGUCCUUUACUUUCUUCCAUAUACCUCAUAAUUCAUGUAAGUUUAAGUUGCAAAUGAUUUGCAUCCAUGGAUUAAAAGAGGUUUUCCAAUUUCAAGACCAAAUCAUGACUGGUGAUAUUAUAAAUAAGCCGCAGAUCCAUUGCCAAAUCUCCAUUCAUUUGUCUCGCACCAAAAAUUUAGAGGAGAGAG
Messenger RNA from Ilex paraguariensis (yerba mate), 1474 nucleotides. The record is from the annotation of a GenBank genome assembly. Lineage: Eukaryota; Viridiplantae; Streptophyta; Magnoliopsida; Aquifoliales; Aquifoliaceae.